AAAAAGCGUGAUCCGAGAUCAACACUGACGGCGUGACGGCAAAUGUCAAAUGACUUGGUGCGACUAAAAUAUUUGAUAUUUAUCACGUUUGCAGCGGUUGGAGCACGAUGUCCCGACUGGUCUUUAGCUUCCUAAUUUGCGUUUUCGUAACAGCUAGCUUCGUGGAUAUAUACGGAUAUAAUGACUAUGAUGUGCGGGAACAAAAUGUUAUGCAAAAAUUGCUGCGUAUAUUAGACAAUAAUGAAUAUAAGGAAAAACGUAGGAAUAUUGAAGACAAGUUUGAGAAUUGGAAUGGACGUUGGAUGCCUGACAGACCAGGUGACCCAAAACCACCACCUAAAAUAUUGCCAAUGAAUCAGCCGCAAUAUGAGUAUGAAUCUAUGAUAGAUUUUCCUCACGAGAUGUUUAUGGGUCAUGUGUCACCAGAAUGUGAUGAUGCUAAGACAAACUUAACUAUUGAUUGGGAUUAUAGCCCAUCAGCAUAUACGUGUUAUGGUCAUAAUAUCAUACCAAAUAAAAUUACACCAAAGAUUUAUUGUGAGAACAUCCCAAAGACAUAUAAGGCUGCUCAUAAAUGUAUGACCCACAGAAUUGAAUAUGAUGAUGAUAUUCCUCUUUAUGGCCCACAUAGACCUUUGUGGCCAGUUUAUGGAGAAUACAAAUACCUACCUAAACAGAGAUGGCUGCAUAGUCUUGAGCAUGGUGCAAUCGUCAUGUUGUAUCAUCCAUGCGCAAAUCCAUUAGAAGUAGAACGUCUGAGAAAUCUCGUUAGUAAAUGUCUUUGGCGACAUAUCAUUACACCAUACAGUUAUUUGGAUGAAGAACGACCCUUGGCACUUCUAUCCUGGGGAUGCAGAUUGACCAUGUCUUAUGUGAAUCCUACAGUGGUGAGUCGUUUUAUACAGAAAAGGGCUCUUCGUGGUCCGGAAAAGAUUGCUACAGAUGGUCAAUUCGAGGUCGGUCUGCUAAGUCGGUCGAACAUAGUAACGGAUGAAACUGAUUCCACACUUUGUCCUAAUACGUAAAUGAAUGUAUAUAAUGAAAUAGCGUAAUAUCUUCCUCAUUUACUUGCAAUUUACGUUUAUAUUUUGUACAUAUUAUUUAUUAAACACAUGUAAUUAUCGUUGAUUUUUUAUUAUGUGUAAUGUUUAGUGAGCGUAAUUUUAUUUGUGAUUUUAAAGUUACUCAAUAAUAAGUGAGUGUUUCCUACAUAUUGUGUAAAUUAAGCCUUACAAAAUAUAACAAUAAAUUGUAUGAGAGUACAAAAACAA
Messenger RNA from Monomorium pharaonis (pharaoh ant), 1271 nucleotides. RefSeq lists its product as uncharacterized. The transcript is spliced from 7 exons. Gene Ontology annotation, cellular component: cytoplasm. The record is from RefSeq and is a predicted model, not a curated record. Bases 108 to 1025 code for a protein of 305 amino acids. NCBI's taxonomy places the organism in Eukaryota, Metazoa, Arthropoda, Insecta, Hymenoptera, Formicidae.